UCGCAAUUUCCCGCUCUCGGCUCUCUCAAAAGCUCGUACUCUUCUCUUCUCUCUCUCUCUCUCUCUCUCUCUCUCGAAGAUGUUGAUCGGAAUGAAGGCAUGGAUCUUCGCUGUGAUCCUGAUGUUAUCUCUCUUCAUUUCCUUCACAAACCCUAGAGGCGAAUCCCACAAGGGGGGUUUUACUCUCUCUUUCACUACCACCCAAGACUUUGACGACGACGGCCCUUUGAUUUCCCUGCGCGAUUCCGAUUCCGAUUCUGAUCCCGAUUCCAUUCCCGAUGUGGCCUUCGCUUCCUAUUCCGAUGCAAUCCAAGACUUCGAUUCCGAGAAGAUGACCGCCACCUCCACCGCUUCGGGUCUCGUCUACGAUUUCUAUAGGAACACUUGCCCCGAUGCCGAAAGGAUUGUGAGGUCGUCCAUGGCUCAGCUGUAUUCCCAGCACAAGAAUGUCUCUGCCAAUAUUCUUCGCCUCUUCUUCCAUGAUUGUUUCAUUCAGGGUUGUGAUGCGUCAGUCCUCUUGGAUGAUAGCUUUGGUAACAAAAGCCAACGCAUUGAGAAGCAAGCAAUUCCGAAUAAAACCCUGAAAGGCUUCGACAAAGUCGAUCAUAUCAAAGAGGAGCUAGAAAAAGUUUGUCCAGGGGUGGUUUCUUGUGCUGACAUUCUCUCUCUUGCCACUAGAGAUGGCAUAGUUCUGGCUGGUGGUCCCUUUUAUCCAGUUUUUACCGGUAGGAGGGACAGCGUUAGGUCCUACUACAGUGAAGCACUAGCUGAGAUUCCAAGACCUGACGAUAACAUAACUCAGACACUUCAUCUAUUCUCAGUCAGAGGUUUCAAUGAAAGAGAAACAGUCAGUCUUCUAGGAGCACACAACAUUGGGAAGAUCAGCUGUGAAUUCAUUGAAAACCGGCUGAGAAACUUUAAAGGUACAGGGCAAGCAGACCCAAGUAUAGCUCCAGAUUUCCUCAAGGAGAUGAGGCGAAAUUGUGGAAACGGAGACAGCACAAGCGAUGUUGGAUCUCCUUCACCGAUGCCAUCGAAGGACAUAAGUGAAUCUGAGUUUGGGAUGUCAUAUUUCGAGCAAUUAUCAUCUUCUAUGUCAUCUGGUUCAAGUUUUGAUACUCAUUACUACCGGAGCUUGUUGAAGGGUCGAGGUCUUCUGUUUGCUGAUCAGCAAUUGAUGGCUGAUGAGAAGACAGCAAGGCUGGUAAGAGCAUAUGCUUCUGAUGAUGGAAGCACCUUUAGAAGGGACUUUGCCUGGGCAAUGCUGAAGAUGUCCAACCUCAAUGUUCUUACCGGAACACAAGGACAAAUCCGACUGAACUGCUCUUUGCCUCUUGUCCAGUCUUUACUCAACCGUAGUCCCCAGCAUUGAGCUUUUUUGCCAUGCUGCUUUCCUUUUUAAGUUCUUCAGAUACAGCCUUUUGUUUUGCUUAUAUUGUGAAAAAAAAAAUUAUAGAGAGCUGUGGAUUAGGCGGAGUUUUAAGUGUACAUGAUCAGGCGGUUUUGUCUUGUAAAACAAAAGCAGUUUAAGAAAGAUGUUUCAUAUU
Molecule: messenger RNA, 1547 nt
Organism: Ziziphus jujuba (common jujube)
Lineage: Eukaryota; Viridiplantae; Streptophyta; Magnoliopsida; Rosales; Rhamnaceae
Product: putative Peroxidase 48
Exons: 4
Coding region: 80-1372 (430 amino acids)
Biological process (GO): response to oxidative stress; hydrogen peroxide catabolic process
Cellular component (GO): plasmodesma; plant-type cell wall
Molecular function (GO): heme binding; peroxidase activity
Source: RefSeq, a predicted model, not a curated record